Spodoptera litura is the source of this 2156-nucleotide messenger RNA. Its product is annotated as gastric triacylglycerol lipase. NCBI's taxonomy places the organism in Eukaryota, Metazoa, Arthropoda, Insecta, Lepidoptera, Noctuidae. The record is from RefSeq and is a predicted model, not a curated record. Gene Ontology annotation, molecular function: hydrolase activity, acting on ester bonds.
UAUAAGUCAGGUGACAUAGAUACGCCAUACAAAAAACGUAAAUAAUAGGAAUUAAAGUUAUUCUUAGGUACAGAUUAAAUCAGUUCUAUUUUAUAGUGUGUUAGGAGUUCAAGUGCAAACAUUGGAUGAAAUAAUAUAACAAAACUAAGGUAAUGGUCUCUAAUGGCUAUAUUAGCUGUCGGUAAGUACUGAUACGAGUAAUUGUUUGAGAAGUUCUACGCAGAGAAAGUAUUCAGACAGAUGUUAGUAUUUGUACAGUGCAUAUUAUGGGCAUAUUACACUGCAUUAAAAUGUAAUAAAAUCGCAAGUAUAAAAGUCAAUACGUGAGUAAUUUUCCACAUGAAUUUAUUUUAGUUUUGCAUACACACAGCUUGAUAACACAUUCAGUGUAUUGUUUGUUGUUGUUUAACGACUACAUAAGUUCUACUUUCCAUUUCAAGUUAACGGCUUUUGACAAGUUUUUGUGAACGAUUUUUCGAGAGCAGGCGUUGGAACCUAAUAGUCAAUUAACAGAGUAGCCUCGAACCACCAAUCUAAAUAAAACUGUGUCAAGAUUAUAGGCAAUUAACAAUGGGGUGAAGUUUAACAACAGGUGUAGAACAAUGAUGAUAUAUAUAUAGGAGAUCGCAUUGUUUCACGUACAGACGAGUCGCAAUCGGCGCGGAAUUAUAAAAUGUACAUUUACUUAUUAUUACUAGUCUGCAAAGUAUCAAACGCCAACUUGGUAGAGGAUAGAGGCUUGUGGAGUGUACUAGGGAGUAUUGUGAAUUUUUCCCAUAGUAAAUUCGUUCCAGAGGAUGCGAACCUUUCCAUCACUGAAUUGGGGAAAAAAUAUGGUUAUCAUGUGGAAACGCACUUGGCGAUUACCGAAGAUGGAUACAUCUUGAAUUUUCAUAGAAUACCCAUGCGGAAUGGAAAAGCUGGGGCUGCGGUGUUCCUAAUGCAUGGCAUACUGGAAAGUUCAGACACGUGGAUGUUACUGGGACCGAACAAGGCGCUCGCGUACUUAUUAGCAGAUCACGGUUUUGAUGUCUGGCUGGGCAACAGCAGAGGAAAUAAGUACUGCGAAAAGCACGUCACAUUAAACAAUACCUUGUCAGAAUUCUGGCAUUUCUCUUGGGAAGAGAUCGCUGUGAAGGAUUUGCCUGCUAUGAUCGACUACAUCCUCCAGAAAACUGGGUUGACGAGCUUGUACUACGUGGGACAUUCCCAAGGAACUACAACGGGCUACGUGUUGUGUGCUAUGAAGCCAGAAUACAAUGACAAGAUCAACAUAAUGUUCUCGCUGGCCCCGGAGGCGUGGAUGGGCCACCUCAGAAGUCCUAUAGUGAAAAUGUUUUCGCCCGCUCACAAUUUACUCGCGUACCUACUUUCGGACUUCAACGCUUAUUACGCAGGGGUGGACUUCUUCAAUAAAAUAUCAACAUUCGUGUGUACAAUCGCGCCAGCAAGAUGUGACAAUAUAUUGUUUGCGUUGUCGGGAUACGAGAGUAAAAUAAACGAUACAUUUUUAUCGGUUAUAUUAGGUCAUUCUCCUUCUGGAACAUCGACGUUUCAAUUCGCCCACUAUGGACAAUUGAUAGAAUCACAGCGGUUCUGUCGGUAUGACUUUGGUAAAGAACGUAAUUUGAUGAAGUACAACCAAAGUAGGCCUCCCGAUUACGACUUAAGUAAAGUGACGACGCCAGUGGUGCUAUUUUACAGUGACAAAGACUUGUUAUCGGACCCAAAAGACGUAAAUAUAUUAAGAAAGCACCUUAAAAAUGUACAGGAAAGUAUUUUCGUUGAAGAUUUUACGCAUUUAGACUAUGUUUACGCUGAAGAAGCGGCUAAUGUUGUCUACAGUAAGAUUGUAGGACGGAUUAUAAGUGACGAAGAGAAGCGCGCUAAGAAGCAUAACUACACAAUCACGCCGCGACACACUGACACGCCGGCCGAGAGUAGUUCUAGUAGCAGUAGUAGCAGUAAUAGUACUGAGGAUACUACAACCUAACAACACAACAGUGAAUUUGACUAAUGGAAUAAACAAUACCUAAUUUAUUGUGUUUUUAUUAACAUUCCGCACAUGCAUUUCAAGUAGCAAUCAUAAGAAUUGGGUAGCGAUAAUUGCAGUAGCUCAGAGCUCAGUGGCGUGCCAUUGGAGGCCUAUGUCCAGC